GCCAUCUUGGAUCCCACGAAACAUUAGCAGACGCGUGUUCACAAUUGCUUCUUGUUCGUCAUUUCUGUCUUGUACACGCGAUAUUUAUUUUGUGCAGUAAAUGUUACACUGUUUUAGUGAACGACACAGCAUAAGAAACGCAACCUCAAACGUUUUUUGGUCUUAAAUGCGUAUUCGAUACAGUAAUACGACACGAAAAUAUUACGCUUCUGGUCCCAGUACUGUAAUUCCUUUUUGUUUAUACACUUCGAAUAACCGAGAAGACAUGUAUGUGCUCUGAAAAGCGUGCUUUUGUAAUCCAUUUCUAUUCACUUUCAUUGUGUUUGUGUCGAUAAUUGAUAAAACCACAACUCCAAAAGCAAUGAUUGAUAGUUUAGAGGCACCGAUUUGUAUUCGUUGCAUUUUCAAGUCAAAUGCAAAUUUUAAAUGUUCGCUUUUGGAAGAAACUUAGCUUAUUUCCUUUGGUGUCCCAUAGAUGUAUGCAAGGAUGAUUUAAACAAGCCAGCUGUCGUGUCAACAGAGUGAAAGAUUCGUUAAAUUGCGAAGGCAGUGAACGGAAUUCAAGAUUGUCAGGCCCAUUGUAAUUUACACAUCUGCUUUGUUCUUAAAUUGUACGUACCAAGUGACAUUCAGUGUGGCGAAUAACAGCAAUUUACAGGGAUAUUUCCUGCCAGCACUUUCCAGUCACUUGGGAAUAAGCAAACACUGAAGACCAAGUGCAUCGCUCACUUCCACAGAGCUGUUCGCGUUGGAUUGACAGGAAAUCUAAAGUCAAAUCACGGAAAUAAAACCAUACUGUAAAACUUUACAGUUCAUCAGAAUUUCAAAAUCGACUACGAUGGCGGCCGGCAACGAAGCUCAGCACAGCACACCGGUGUACCUGGGUGCCCUGCUGGAUGACGGAGAGGGCGCCACCGUGACUCUGGCGGUGGGGGAGACGCGGCUGGUGGUGCACAGGGCAGUCCUCGUGGCCGGGAGCCCCGUGUUCGCAGCAAUGUUCCGCCACGACACGGCGGAGUCACGCGGCGGCCUCGUCGACAUCGCAGACGUGGAGGGGCCGGUGCUGAGGGAGCUGCUGACGUACCUGUACACCCUCCGUGCCCCGCAGCUGGCGAGCCUGGCCCCGCGUCUGCUCGCCGCCGCCGACAAGUACGGCGUGGCGAGCCUGAAGGCGCAGUGUGAGCAGCAGCUGGCCGCUGGGCUGACGGUGGACAACGCGGCGGCCACAGCUGUUCUCGCGGUGCGACACUGCUGCCCCGGCCUCCGGGAGACGGCCGUCUCCUACAUAAACGGCCACACACACCGAGUGAUGGCGACGCAGGGCUGGGCUGACGCAGUGCGCACCCAGCCAGAAGACGUCGUCGAACUCAGCAGGAUGCUGGCGGAGACACCACCGGAAUUCAGCUCGCCCGCCAGCCCCAGCCCCAGCGCUGCCACUCAGCCUCCCAGCGGCGCGGCUGCCCGCCACACUCCGCCGCCUCCUGACGACGCGGCCGUCUCUCGCCUGCGGAGCCUCUCUCAACAGGAGAGAGGGAGGAGGCUGAUAGAGGCGGCCAGGCAGGGGUCGGCGGAGCAGCUGCGAGAGUUGCUGGCGGCGGGGGCGGACGUAGUGGCGAGGGAGGAGGAGGUGUGGUGGGGGGGCAGCCGGACCGCCCUGCACCUGGCAGCACGCGGGGGUCACGUGGCAGCGGCCAGCUGCCUCGUCGGCGCCGGCGCAGAGGUCGACGCCAGGACCAGCCUGGGGCGGAGGACGCCCCUGCACUUGGCUGCACAGUGGGGCCACGCUGGUGUGGUGCGGCUGCUGGUUGGCACCUCUGCUGACCCCAACGCCAGGGAUCGGUGGGGGCAGACGCCGCUGCACAGGGCGGCAGAGGGGGGCCACGCAGAGACGGCGGCUGAGCUCCUGCAGGCAGGGGCGGACAUGGGGGCCCGGGAUGGGGGUGGCAGGACCCCCCUGGACGUCGCCAGGAAGAACAGAAAGCGGGAGCUGGUGCAUAUGCUGAGACAACGCUGACAUACAGCAUUGAGGAAGCACAAUCAGUUACAUCAUAUGUCUUGGUCUUUCAAAUAAAGAAUACAAAAAUGA
This is a messenger RNA of Schistocerca cancellata (South American locust), 2086 nucleotides long. Its product is annotated as nuclear factor NF-kappa-B p100 subunit-like. Lineage: Eukaryota; Metazoa; Arthropoda; Insecta; Orthoptera; Acrididae. The transcript is spliced from 5 exons. Gene Ontology annotation, cellular component: cytoplasm. Gene Ontology annotation, molecular function: ubiquitin protein ligase binding. Gene Ontology annotation, biological process: regulation of proteolysis; proteasome-mediated ubiquitin-dependent protein catabolic process. Bases 839 to 2014 code for a protein of 391 amino acids. The record is from RefSeq and is a predicted model, not a curated record.